AUGAGGGAGAAUCUGACGAUGAGAUCAAAAAUCUGCUAUUGUGAGAGAUAUAUUAGACUAUGUCUGUGUGAAAAAAGGAAUUAUUCAGGUGCUGGCGAUGCUCUAUGGGGUGGCGCUGGAAAUCGGACUCUAUUCACAGGGGUUGGGCCAAGAACUGAUGUCCGAGCGUUGAAGGAUAUCACUGACAAAUUGAAUGAUGGCUCGUCAUGGAAGGCUCUUGGAUGCCGAUUGGUAGACCCACGAUUUUACCACAUUGACACCGCCUUCUGCCCGUUAAAUGAAGAACUAGCAAUGUAUUACCCCUACGCUUUCGACCAUAUUAGUCAGCACAACAUGCACAAUGAAACUGAUCUCUUACCUGUGUCUGAUAAGGAAGCCCGCAAUUUUGCCUGUAAUGCCGUUGUGGUAGGACGAAAUAUUGUGAUGCAUCAAGGGAACGAGGAAAUCGCUACAAAGUUGGAAAAACUUGGUUUCAGCGUUAAAUUCGUCGACAUGAGUGAAUUCAUCAAGAGCGGCGGUUCGGCGAAAUGUUGUACUUUGGCCAUCUAA
Messenger RNA from Cooperia oncophora, 549 nucleotides. The record is from the annotation of a GenBank genome assembly. NCBI's taxonomy places the organism in Eukaryota, Metazoa, Nematoda, Chromadorea, Rhabditida, Trichostrongylidae.